UCUUUUUAAAAAACGUCACUCCUCUUUGGUUGUCACCAGUAUCGCAAUCCAUACUAGUGAUGAUUUAUAUUGUUUAGAAAAUGAUCCCCCCCCGAUUGACCCCAACCCGAUUUUGCAACGUGUGGUGUUAGUUGAACUACUAUUAUAGUACUUCUAGAGUGUUGUAGUUUGAACGACUGCUGCUGCCUUUUUUCGGGGCAUACUAGAUGGAUCGCAAUGCAUUGCUUGUAGCUCAUUUUUUCUGGUGAACCCCAAGGCACAAUUCACUCUAAACCGAGGCAAUGUUAUCAGUGUGGCGUGAAAAAUGCAAGAGUAGAUUUACUGCCGGGUCGCUCUCCUCUUGAUUGGUCCUCUCCUGAGAAUCGUUGUCACUCGAGUUGUUUUCACGCUUAAUGUUGUGAUUUGGUUUAGUUUCUUGAAAAGAUGGGAAUGGGCUAUUCAAGGCUGCCGGAUUUCUCUCCUCUUGUUUGAUCUUCUUCUGGGACUCGUCUCUCGAAGUGUUUUCUCGUUUAAUAUUUCGAUUCGGUGUACUUUCUCGAAAACGUGGAGACCCAUUAAAACAUAUGGCUGAUUCCGUGGCGGAAUCAAAACUGAUGGUGCUUUGACCCAAUGAUUCGGGGUAGUUCAGCAAACCAGGCUGGAAUUGAUAUUGGGUAGUUACUGUGGCGACCGAGGUCGAAGCGAUUUUGACCCUCGUCUCAAUGUCGGUAAUGAGUGCAUAGUUCGGAUGCGAUUUGGUCGCCUUGGAUUUUGCAAGACACAAGGGGGUUCUUCCAUCAUUUGUUUUCUCAAAUAGAGAGCCCGGGUUGACGUCAAGGAGCAUUUUCAGCUUCUCUGGGGAGCAAUGUCGGCUGCAAGCGACAUGUGCCGGUAGAAAUCCAUUUUUAUCACGCAUGAAGCAAGCACCCCUACCGUAUUGAAUCAUGAAUUCGGUAACUUCCGCCGAAACAUAGUCUAGCGGCAACGAAAGAAAAUCGAUAGUCAAUGACCCAUUAGUCAAUCGAUUGCAAUGGACAUACUAUAACGACUUUCAAAACUUACCGGUGAAUAUAAUAUGCAACGGAGUUCGUUUACCAACGCCACCCUGUACAGUAAGAGAACCGGGAUAGGCAUUGAUCAGAUCUCGAAUCAAUAUUUCCUUCAUUGAAGAAUUCAUCUUCACGUUUCGCUGACAAAUAACAUGAAGAGGCAAAGAACCAUAUCCGUUCUUGAUAGACGCGGCGUGAGGAGUCACUUGUAGGAUCUCUCGGAUGACAAUUGCUCGCUUAUUUAUAUCCCCCUUGCUUGUUAUAGCUUGGUGAAUAAUAGUUGUCGAAAUGUUGUUAUCCAUCGUCAUGUUCGUAGUUUGAAUCAGGAUGUUGCUGCGAAUGCUAUCGAGCACUGAAUUCCAUUGGUUUCCUCGACACAUUAGAAACACAGCUCUCAUUUCUUCUCGACUAGGUGUACGGCUAAACCUAAGGUGUCCAUUGGUGUGGGAGUGGUCCGUCCUAGUUUUGUCGGGAGAAACCUGGCGAAGAGUUGUGGGCACCAUUAGUGCAGGAAUGCCAUUGUUUUUGGAGUCGAUAAGAUUGUUGGACAUGAUAGUCGCUUCUCUCGAAAAUGAAGAAGAAGUUAGAAUCAAUAAAGAAAGUUGUACCGAAUGCCUCACCAGCUGAGACAUCGGCAAAGGUGCAAAUACGAAAACUCAAACAAGUCAUGCAAUAGAAACCGUGAACGUUUCUUUCCACGAUGAAAGAAACAUAUUCGUCUGUUGAGAAUUCUUCCAAUCGGCUUGAAAUUAUUGUUGUGAAUUGAUCUCAUCAGCACGACUGGUGCGUUGCGAAGCAUAAUACUGUAAGAAUUCUUCACGCGACUUGGAAUUGGUGCGUUGCGGUAUUCCAAAGAGACAGCGCCCAGGAAAACUGAAAAACUUCAUCGUACGUGGGAUCCACUAAAGAGGGGAUGUGAAAGAAAAUAUACCCAUACCUACAAAUCUGAGUGCAUUUUACCUGCAGUGGGAUCCCUUUCAGCAGAGAAAUUCAGUAUGGUCGUUGUCAGUUUCAGCAAAGAGUCGGCCCACACACAAUGCAAGACAAAUUAUUCAUUCCAAUGUGCACAUUUAGGGGCCAAUUAAACAAAAAAACAAUUU
Messenger RNA from Pseudo-nitzschia multistriata, 2128 nucleotides. NCBI's taxonomy places the organism in Eukaryota, Bacillariophyta, Bacillariophyceae, Bacillariales, Bacillariaceae. The record is from the annotation of a GenBank genome assembly.